Molecule: messenger RNA, 9849 nt
Organism: Dufourea novaeangliae
Lineage: Eukaryota; Metazoa; Arthropoda; Insecta; Hymenoptera; Halictidae
Gene: nocte
Product: protein PRRC2C
Exons: 19
Coding region: 478-8715 (2745 amino acids)
Biological process (GO): cell differentiation
Source: RefSeq, a predicted model, not a curated record
CUCGUUUCUCGUCAUAUGUAACGGUUAGGUAAAAAAAGAUAUUGAGUACCGUGGUGUAGAUUUAACGCGUAAAACGCGCAUUUAAAGUUAUUUAAAUUGAGAAUUACAAGUUACUUUAUAUAUACAGUAAGAAGGAAAUACAGUUGUAGUGAAAGUCAUCGUAUAGCAGUGACAAGAAAAUCCAGACGAGUGGCGCGUCUGUGCAAACGGCUCUCUGGUCGUAUGACGUAAUUGUAUUGAUCGCGGAAGAAGAGCCGAAAGUCGCGCAUUCGCCAUCUUGGACGAAUUGUGGAAAAGAAGUAUCUGUGUCUCACAGGCGCGGUACACUUGUAACUGUUGUAAUCCGCGGCAAUCGGAACAUUAAUUAGUUUAACUGGGAAUUAACCCUUUUGUGAAUUAGAAACCCAUUUGGACGGACCAAGAUAAAAGGUUCGUUCUUUGGGUCUGAUUGGUACUAAAUGGUUGCCUGCAGACAGCAUGUCUACUCUGUCAGGGCUUGCGUCGAAGGGGGAGAAAGGAAAAUCCAAGUUCCAAUCAUUAGACAUCAAUAGCUUGUACAGAGAAUAUAGAGGUGAAUCUUUGGAGCAACAACAACAGAAAAACACAUUACCACGCAAACAUGGAAUGCAAAGUCUUGGAAAGGUGCCUUCGGCACGGCGACCUCCUGCCAAUUUGCCUAGUUUGAAAAGUGAGCAUAGUAGUAGUGAUCCAGCCGUCAGUCUUGUACCAAGUGGAGGAAGUGGUUGGGCUACUACCAAAGAUACAACAACGACAACCACUACUGCUACAACUACCACAGCUUCAACUUCAUCAGACACAACCACUUCAAAUUCUUCACCGGCACAAUGUGUAGUGGGGACAACUGUAACAGCGUCACUGCAUCCUUUACUGCCAGGACAACAAAACGUUUCGCAGGCUUCGUACAGUUCCGAUGCGAACAUCAAAUCAUCAUGGAGCGCGAUAAUGAGCAGAUCAGGAGACGGCGGUGCACCGGGAGGUCAACAACAUUUACAACAACAGCAACAAACAAAUCGAGAAUUAAAUGCUCAAUACGGACCCGGGCCAAGCUUACGACCACAAACGGAAGGAAGUUGGAUACAAGGUGGAAGUCGUACAGCCAGUGGUGCAGGGUUGGCGACGGCUGGUCCCGGAAGUGGGACCACUUCGGGAGUCCAGGGCCCCCCGUUGAACAUCACUGGAUCGGGAGGACAUGCCGACGUAUCUGGCGGACGACAGAACUUGGUCCAGUCUCCCAACAUGGCCAUGGCCCAGGCAGGCCCUCACAGUGCCCCGAACAGUCAGACCGCUUUGAACUCUGGCUCUCAUCAAGUCGGUCCAAAUUUACAUCACUAUAGAGGACUUAUUCCUCCAUUUAUGUAUAGAGGAAAUUUUACUGGUGGAUUCCCCCCGCAGUUUCCACCGAACGCUGGCCCAACGGGACCCAGGCCACGAUUUAAUUACCCCGCAGAACGAUUCCCUGCCCCACCUCAGCGUCAACAAGAACGCGAACGCGAACGUGAACGCGAACGUGAACGCGAACGCGAACGUGAACGCGAACGCCUUCCAGAGGAAGAAAUUGUUACCCGACCAAUUAUCAAAGAAGAAGACCUUACCCGAAUGGAUGACAUUUCUCGCGAUGCCGGUUGGGCAGAACAAGAUGACAUCGAUUAUAAUAAAAAGCUUACUUUUAGCGAUGACGAAGGCGAUAAUGAACCACUGAAGAAAGACGAGAAAAAGGAUAUUAUAGAGGAAAAAAUUGAAGAAAUUUCGGCAGAAGAUAAGACACGUGAUAUUCACGAUAAUCGAGAGCCAAAAGAAUCUCGCGAUCAACCGGCUCAUCGUUCAUGGACUCAGAACUCCUUACCACGUGACUAUCGUGGAUCCAAUGGAUCUGGUAGUUACGGCGGUCCGUCACAAUUGCACAUUGUGCAUUCUUUGAGAGGUGUGGAAGACGACGAAGGGUGGAACGAGAAACGGCGAGUAGUGAGAGUCGAAGUGGCAUCUGUUACCGAGCGUGCACAACAACGUAAAGAAGAGGCGGAGAAACUGUACGAAGAGUCAAGUAGACAAGCGGCAGCUAAGAAACAACAAGAUGUCGAGCAAAAAUUAAAAGAAAAACAGUCGAACGAAGCGAAAAGUUUAAUAAGUGUUCCACCCGUUCAAAUCCCGGUACCCGAUUGGGAGCGCGAAAGGGAGACCAGAGAUCGAGACCGGUCUUGCGUCGUGCCGUCCGAGAUGAAAGAUGAGAAAUCCUCGAUCCGUGAAUCACGUGAAAACCGAGACGGUUCGAAAUACAACAGAGAUUCUCGUGAUCAGUUAAUAUCAGAUUUUCGACAAGUCGACCGCCCGGGUUUCAUGAGACAACAGGACAGUGUGCGUAGUGAACGCGAAAGGGAGAGAGAAAGGGAACGUGAUCGGGAUCGGGAUCGUGAGCGUGAUCGCGAGCGUGAACGUGAUCGCGAUCGUGAACGUGAACGUGAACGUGAACGUGAACGUGAUCGCGAUCGCGAUCGCGAUCGCGAUCGUGAACGUGAUCGUGAUCAAAGAGAUACAAGAGAUCGUGAUCGCGAUCAACGCGAUACAAGGGAUCGUGAGCACUUGCCGUCAUUUUCCCGUCUUUUUCAAACGAAUUUACCACCUCGAUUUCAAAAGCAGCAGGCGGAGAGAAGUGGUGCCGGAUUCAAUCGAAUUUCCCCGAAUACCGAAAGAUCAUCUGCUCAGCCUGUUCCAUUCUCCCAACAAUACGAUCCUGGCAGAUGGCUUCAUAAUCACAGUUCUUUAAUAGAUAACAACUUGAAGCAGUCGCACGGCAGCGCACCACCGCAACGUCGUAGCAGAACGGAUUCUGACAUUUCUAUUUCAAUGGACGACGAACGACCACCGUCCCGCGAUUACCGUGGUUCCCUUCUCCGUGAUGAUCGAUAUCGGCAUCCACCGCAUCGACCGUACGAUACUCGGAAAUCUGGCGGUUAUAAUGACGAGUACGCCCGUAACUACAGAGAUCAUGAUUACGACGAUAGACAUUCUCGUGACUCGUGGGAACGUGAACGGUAUUUCGACGAAAAUAAAGAUCGGGAUCCAAAAGACAAUCUGGAGGUGAGAGAUAUCAGAGAAACUCGAGAAACUAGAGAAACUAGAGACGGUCGCGAUGGUCGAGCAACCAGAGAUAUAAGGGAGACUCGAGAAAGAGAUAACAAACUUAAAAAAGAUUACGAUAAUUAUGGAAAGGAUUCUUUCGAAGACCGCGACCGUGAUCGCGAGCGAGAUCGCGAUCGUGAUCGCGAACGUGAACGCGAGCGUGAGCGUGAACGGGAUCGUGAUCGCGAUCGUGACCGUGAUCGCGACCGUGAACGCGAGCAGCGGGAUCGUGAUCGUGAUCGUGAUCGCGACCGUGAACGUGAACGGGAUCGAGAUCCAAGAGAACGAUCGGAGAGCGCCGAAUGGCGAGAAGAACGUCUCCCGCAAGAUAGAUCAAUCGAUAAUCGUCGUGAACCGCAAAGGGACGAUCGUGUGGAACGCAACGAGCGUCCACAAAGACCGGAUUCUCGCGAUAGUCGUACCUCCCGCGAAUCAAAGACAUCUUUGCGCGAGGAUGAUUCGCACAAGCUACGUGAUUGCAGUCCUUGGGUGAAUGAGGUCGCCGAUUAUGAGGAAACUAAACGCGAAACAUAUCACGAGGACGCUCGGGAAAGAGAACGUGAUAGAAGACAACCACUCGGGCCUGUGACUAAAGAAAGAAUCGAGGCCGACGAAUUGAAAAGUGAGAAACGUAAUUUAACCCAAUUGAAACGAACGAGUUCCGAGCAAGACAAAAAGGAUCAGACAAAGGAAUCGCUCGUCGAUGCGAAGAAGGACGCGGACGUAUGGAGCUGGAAAGUGGAGCGUAUAAACGACAGCAAUCGAACAUUGGAAAGGGGUGACAAUUCACCUAAAGCGUGGGCCGAUGCUGUUUCCCCGACAUUCGAGAAGGAAGAAGAGAAAAGCUUGGAGGCGAUCAAGAACGAUAAAGAGGCGGACGACUUGAAGCAGAAUUUCGAGAAAUUAAGCUUGGACAAGAGGGAGGACGUUUUGAACGAGGAUAUGACGGAACAGCAGAUGAAAGAGGAAAAACGAGAGAAGGGUAUUCGAAACCGAACCAGUAGCGGCGGCUCGAAUUCGAGAGUUCGUGAAUCCCGAGGUGGACGCCAAUGGACUGGAACGUACAGUAUGUACACACGACCUUGGCGUGGUUCCGAACCAAGGGGACGAAGAAGCGGACCCAAACCGACCGGCAGGCCAGCCUCCGCUAGAAGUGGCUCGUGCGGGCACACCGACUCUGAGAACAGCGCCGAUGAGAUAUCCUGUUCGACCGAGUCGGGAAAGGACGAGAAGAAAUCGGCCAGAUCGCCGAAGCCCAGUCAAAAAGCGGAAAAAGAAGAACGGAAUCGAGAGGUGUCCAGUCGGGACGAGAAACGAACCGAUUAUCCGCAGUCGCAACAACGUACCGAGAAACGGGGAUACGAUGGUAAAUUGAGCCACGAAGGCUUCGCCCCGUCUGGCGAACCUUCUCGUCGCGGCCGUGGCGGUUUUCGACAUCGGAGCGCAACGGGUGCCGGGAAUCGAAUAGAAAAUUACGGGCCACCGUCCAGUAAAAGCCCUUUUUCAUGCGAUCGGACCGCCGACGAGAAACAGACCACAGUGCGUCAGAAUCCGACGGCGCUCGCCGCGGAAAAAGAAUCGAAUUCCAUUGUGUCCUCGCAGCUCGAGUCGACCGACGAUAAAAUAAUCGCGAAGCAACAGGCGCUUACAGCUGGAAUAACCGGAAAGCGUGCUAAGUCCCCGAUCCAGCAAUCCCAGCAGCAGCAGCAGCAGCAGCAGCCCCAACAGAAUCAACAAGUUUGCAAUAAACAGGACGUGAAUCAUAUGAGCAAUAAUGCUGUCCCCCAGAAGGUACACGGUCGUAAAGAAGAACCACGCUCGAAGAGAAAUCGAAGCGGGAGCAGAAGGGGAAGAGACAAUCGGGAAUUACGAUAUCGUGGAAGCAAUAGUAACGUGUCGAAACAAAACUCGUCCGAUGUAGGGAACGAGGAUUGGGAGACCACUUCGGAGAACAGCGAGGAACACGUGGAGGAGCAUAAGGAGAUGCGAAGCAGUCGUAAACAAUUCGGCACACGUGUUAAUUCUGGUGGCAACCAAAAUAUCAUGGGAUCAAACGUGCACUCGCGCAGAAACGAGCACGGCGGCGGUAACCGCGAGCAACGUGAGAAAACCGCGAAGUCUUCCAAUUCAACGUCACGGGCGCCAGGCGCGGAAAAGCGAAAGUUACAGAAUCUCGGUUUUGUCAAUCAGAAGAAUCACUCGAUCAGCAUUCCACCAUUGAUGCAAUCCGCUCAAGUUCAGAACGGACGUUCGAGAAGUCAGACAUCCGGUAGCAACGCGACGAUAUUGAAUAAAUCCACCGCAAAAGAUAGCACGGUGAAUCGCAUAGAUGAAAUAAAAUUGAGCGAUCCGAAUUUGGUUAGCCAGGCCCUGAACGAUAUCCACAAGAAGUCCCAGCUAAAGGAUAAGAAAACCGUCGAUUAUGAAAUAGAGACAGGCAAUUGCAUAGAGGAUGGGUCGAACGGUGUCGAGGACAAGAUUGAUUCUGACGGUUUCCAAGAGGUUCGUUCCAAGAAAAACGUAAAGGACUCUAGACAUGGUCAGAAAGAAGAAACGACGAAACCUAUAAAACGGGAAAAAGAAAAGGACAGAGAGCGUGACCGUUCGAAAUGUAAGGCAAACGGCGGUGGUGGUGGUGGCGGCGGUGGCGGCGGCGGUUCGCAAACGUCUUCUUCGUUGCAGCAGGUGCAAAAUAUACCACCUCUGUUGGGUCAGACCAUUCCGCAACCGGUAAAUAUGUUACAGAAGCAACACGACAGAACGAGAAGUCUUGCCCCGAGAUUCCAGAAGCAACGUUUAGCGAAACAACAACAGAUGUGCCCAUCCGAGUCGAACGAGUCAAAUAAAAGUAACAAUUCGGGUAACAGUUACGGUAAAGACUCCUCGAGUGGACCAGCUCCUCCACCGUCCGUUAACGCUUGGGACAAACCGUUCACGACCAGUCAAUUGCGAUCGAAUUCACCGUCGUCGGUCGUCACCGAUAUACAAUUGAUACCCGGUAUGUCAACGCAAAACGAUCACGGUCAUAUUCACGGCCAUGAGAUCAACGAGCAAACGAAUUCUGGGAACAGCAGUCAAAGAAAUUCGCCGAACGGCGAGAAACCCAGCAAGUCUUUGAAGGAACAACUUUCAGAAAAGAACUCCGUCUCCGACGUUUCCUCGCCUCCGGUACAAACGUUGAUAUUCGAGAAUACAAAUUACUCGAAGACCACGAAGGCGGCUCCUUCCGAUCUCGCCGUGAAGACGAAAUUUCCGAAUCAUAUAAAGAAUCAACAGCAACGCGUGGAGAAACGCAGUGAUAUGGAAGAGGAUGGCGGUAACACGGCUGGAAUGCAACAGCAGCAGCAACAGCAACAACAACAACAGCAGAGCCUACCUGUCGCGUUCUCGAACAAACCAAACGAUUUGAUGAAAGACAAGAAUCAAGAACCGAUUCAAAUGCCUCUGUCCUUCAAUAAAAACGAAGAUAACGCCGACAUGAAGCUCGACUUCACGUUCGAUUCGGAUCUCUCGCAGCUGACCGAGGAUAAGAACAAAAGCUUGGGAAUGCCUCGGUCUAUGCAUAUGGCCACCGGUCAGAAUACCAUUUCUCCCUCCACCGCCGAGUUGAACUUGAAAAUCGCAUCGGUAAAGAAAGUCUGGGAGAACGCGCCACCGAUGCCAACGGUGGUAGAGCACGAGGAUGGCAAUGUCGUCAGUAGCGCAAACACGUUCCCGCAAGCGUUCGAAAGUACGGACGUCGACGAUAGUUACAGUCCUCAUCAACAAUACAAUCAAAAUAACAUGAAAAACGAAAUAACCACUUCGACGAACGUGUGCAAGCUGGUUCCCCCGCAGGUGAAGCCGCAGCAACAAUCCUCGGGGAGCAGUAGCGGUCAAUCUGGUUCGACAGUUCCCGGGCCAAGCCCAAUCGGAGCAGGUCAGAGUCCUAUCGGUCAUCCUCCUGUCAGUCUGCAAGGACCGUUGAGUCCACCUCCGUUCAACUCCACAGGACAACCCUCUCACAUAAACUAUCAGGAGUUCCCACAAUACCCAGGCUCACAAGCUGCGCAAUACGGCAGCAUGUCUGCUAUACCCUCCCCACCAGCCGUAUUGUUUAACACAGGUUCUGGUCAACUUCCGGCUCAGGCAGGAGGUCUAUACGGAGCCUUUCAGUUGGAUCAGAGCCGAUCUCCGUUCACUCAGUAUCCACCGUAUGCACCGUCUCUUCAGAACUCAUUUAGCCAGCAAAACGUCUACUUGCAACAACCUCCGCCACCGCCUCCGCACGCGCCAAAUGCACCUACUCCGGAGAUGUAUCAAAGCAAUCUUUCUCAGUAUCGCAUCACUGCAGCUGCUGCUCCACCGUUUGGACAAAAUCAACAGCUCAGUAACAAUCCAAAUACAGUUCUUAUCAGUUCCUCUUCGAAUUCUUUGAUGUCGGCAAGUGUGAAACCGUCGUCGCAGCCCAUUGGCGCUAUUGGAACGAAAGCUCCACAUUUUCAAGCGCCAUCUGCCCCUCAACCAAAUCCAUUAACGUACAUACCGUACGAUCCAAAUCAAGUACUGGGAGUAAGUGGCAGUUACAUGGGCAAUUCCCAAUUGGUGCAGAGACCCGGUCCGAACGUACAAGCUUCAGCCAAUAGCUAUUAUAGCGCCACUUCGGCUGAUGUAUUCCCGGGCUCGCAGACAGGUUUUUAUCAACCGGGAGGCGCUACGCAACAAACCGGCACCCAUUACGGGCUGCAAGGAUUCGGUCAGCAUAGCCAAAGUUUAGCAACUGGUAGCGCCACACCCGUUGGACUACAAAACUUCGGCUCUGGCUUUUUAUCCAGUUCCGGUUUACAGAUCGCCGCAGCUGCGGCUGCUCAGCAGUUUCGCAAUCCUACGGGCGGACUUCCAGGACCAGCCAACGCUGGUCCUACUUUUCUCAGCAAACAUCAACCACAGGAACAACCUAGACAAUUAAAGAGUCCAUCGGGAAAUCAACAAGAUGUUCUUGCGUCGGUUUUCAGUUCCACGCCACAAAUACCAUCCCCUAAAUCGAGAAACUGUAAACAACAAUCUUCGUCCCAACAACCGCAACCAAGCCCGACGCAACACCACAAGUACCAACAGUAUCAGGGUGUUAGUCAAUCUGCUUUGGUAAGCAGUUACAAUAACUACGUUUUACAGCAAAACGUACGUGGCAUGGGAAUGCCACCACGCGCCGGUAUUCAGCCGUCGCAACAACGAUAUCCACCGCCUAUUCAGAGACCAGUUGUCCCGUUUACACCCGGCCCAAAUCCAAACAAUCCAACUCAACAACAACCUAAUUGCAUGCCGUCACAACAACAGCAACAGCCACCGCAAUCUCAAAUUAAUCGUCACAGACCGAAUUUGCAUCAACAGCAACAACAGCAACAACGUAACAUGAAAAUGCAACAACAAUACUAUUCUACUCAAGGGAACGUGAAAAUGGAUACGAACGAGAAAACGGAUUCUCACAAUGAUAAAAUCAGCGACAACGGAUCUAGUGCUCAACAAGGAAGCACUAAAGCAAACGUAAAUCAACAGGACAAUGACAAUAAAGAAGAAGUGAACCAACAAAAUGAGUGAAUGUGAAACAGGCUGUUUAUUCUGCCGCUUGAGAAAUAUUAUUUAUAAUUACAUAAUGACAUGACGUCGAUUGAAAGGUAAAUUAUAACGAUUAAGUUGUUUUUGUACAUGGAAAAGACGAUGCUCCAAAUGAUAUUGUAUUUGCCAUUUUAAAGAAGCUCGCGCGAUCAGGAGACGUAUUCGAUACUUGGCUAUAUAUCUAGUUAGAAGUAUUUAACUUUGGCGCAUCGAAGAAAAAAAAAGUGGGCGGUAUUGUCAUUGUACACACGCCAAUGCUUCUUCGAAUUAAUUAUUACGAAGUUGCGUGUCAUAAAUUCUACGAACAAAUCACGUCAUCGAACAUUCCCUUUUUGUUCGAGAAAGUAGUGCGUACGACCCGAAACGCUGCAAUGAACAUUAGAAACAUGGAGAGAAAAAAAAACAUAGCUCGAGAAAAUAAACCUAAUCGAUACAUCAAAGACAUACUUGACAUUGUCUAAACGCAGUCUACGGAUUACUCUGGAAACGAAAGGAAUUCUAAUGCGUUGCUCGAUUCAAUGGGAAAUGGAAGUCAGAGAAGCAACACAGUUGGACUGGUACGCACAACGUAUCGCUUCUUGGUGUUAAUCGAUCACCCUACCAAUUAAUUACAUUGAAUAUGAAGAUAAUAAAUGUGCACAAGACUCGUAUUUCUGUAUAUGGACACGACGGCGGUCUGUGGUAUACGAUAAUGUAAAAGCCAAUUUUUCGGAAAUGUAGUUCGACAAAGAUAUAGCACGACCGUUGCUACAUUUUGUAGAGCACCAUUAAAGUGGGGAAACGAAAAACAAACGUCGAUAAAGAAGACUGUUUUAUGUAUAUCGAAAUUUCAAAUUGCCCAUGCGAUGGUCGUAUAGAUCUGCAUGACGUUGUCCCUCAUACAGUGUGACAAGUAAAAAAGUUCGUGUACAUUAAUCGUUUAUUAAUAUAAUGUGCGGUCAUGACGAAGCUUGUGAAAAAUAAAUAGUGCAACAAUUGUUUAUAGUUACUGAAUAUGUUAUCAUGACCUAGACACGCUCAGAAACACUAUCAAUAACUAAAAAUGUAAUAAUAUAUCAUAUCGCUUGAAAAAAUUUGAAACAAAGUCGGUUUUCCGUGCAUAAUGUUCCAUUAGGU